This is a messenger RNA of Manis pentadactyla (Chinese pangolin), 1141 nucleotides long. It is a transcript of the gene ERAS, whose product is annotated as ES cell expressed Ras. Lineage: Eukaryota; Metazoa; Chordata; Mammalia; Pholidota; Manidae. Gene Ontology annotation, biological process: Ras protein signal transduction. The record is from RefSeq and is a predicted model, not a curated record. The transcript is spliced from 2 exons. Gene Ontology annotation, molecular function: GTPase activity; GTP binding; GDP binding. The coding region runs from base 210 to 911 and encodes 233 amino acids. Gene Ontology annotation, cellular component: plasma membrane.
AGGGGGCCUGAGGGAGGGCUGCCGCGCAUGCGUGCUCCCUCUCCCCGCCCCGCCCCCGGCUCCCACCCCGUCGCUGGGGCUGGGUGGGAGCAUCGCCUACCCUGUCAGUCCUGUCAGAACUGCGGCAGGUUCGGGUCCGAGUGCAACCACCUAUCCCAGGACGGAGGGCCUGCUGUCCACAUCUCUUCCCUAAGCUGCCCACUGGGGGAAUGGCGCUGCCAAGAAAACCUAGCACGUUCGAUCUGGGCCUGGGCACGUGGAGCCCUAGCUCCCAGAAGGACAGCCACAAGGCUCGGGCACCCUCCAGUAGCAUUGGCAAGCAGCUGCCCGAGUACAAGGCAGUGGUGGUGGGUGCAAGUGGUGUAGGCAAGAGCGCACUGACCAUUCAGCUGAACCACCAGUGCUUCGUGGAAGACCAUGACCCCACGAUCCAAGAUUCUUACUGGAAGGAGGUGGCCCUGGGCCAUGGGGGCUGCAUUCUGAAUGUGCUAGACACCGCAGGGCAGGCCACUCAUAGGGCCCUGCGUGACCAGUGCUUGGCUGUUGGGGAUGGUGUGCUGGGUGUCUUUGCCCUGGAUGACCCGUCAUCUCUCACCCAGCUGCAGCAGAUGCGGGCCACGUGGGGCCCUUACCACACCCAGCCUCUCGUCCUUGUGGGCAACAAGUGUGACCUUGUGACCAGCAGUGGAGAUGCUCACGCUGCUGCUAUAGCCCUCGCAAAGAGCUGGGGGGCCCCCUUCGUGGAGACCUCGGCCAAGACACGACAAGGUGUAGAGGAGGCCUUCACCCUGCUUAUCCAUGAAAUUCAAAGGGUCCGGGAGGCCAUGGCAAAGGAGGCCAUGGCAGGGCCAGGAGGGAAUAAGGCCCGGCACCAGAAGACCAUGUGCCACUGUGGCUGCUGCAUAGCCUGAAGAGUGUUGGUCAAGAAAAGUAGACCCUCUUCCAGGCCAGGGUGAUGGUUCCUAGGCACAAGACCCCCAGAGCAACUAGCUGAAUGGGACACUGUUGGUGUACUAGGAAUAGGUGGACCCUCCCUCUCUUGGGGAGGUUUUCAUUCGGUGAUAGGAUUUUGGUAAUGUGGGCCAUAGUGUUGAUUAUAUUAGGGCAACCUGGGAGAUUUUGUACAGAGGUAAAUAAACGG